Molecule: messenger RNA, 824 nt
Organism: Hyalella azteca
Lineage: Eukaryota; Metazoa; Arthropoda; Malacostraca; Amphipoda; Hyalellidae
Product: serine protease inhibitor 3-like
Exons: 4
Coding region: 146-451 (101 amino acids)
Molecular function (GO): peptidase inhibitor activity
Source: RefSeq, a predicted model, not a curated record
UACGUUUCUUGAAACACGACAAGCGCCGGGCCGAUCGGUCUCAUUUUAAGGUUAUUCGGCGCUGAGAACGCGGCUUGCUCGCAAGCAGUCAUUUCGUUCCCGAUAUAUUCCAGAGCUUGGCAAGAUAAAUUAAAGCACAUCAGUCAUGAGAUUCUUGCUAGCAUUGCUGGGACUCUCAGUCCUUGCAUUCUUUGUCGCUUCAGCAGGCUCUGUGGUCUGCGAAAAAGGAUCGAAAUGGCAUGACGGCUGCAAUCUCUGCACGUGUGGCAACGGAAACGCUGCCUGCACGCGCAUGCGUUGUGCCCCAGGCAAGCUGCCCAGCAAACCGUGGUGCGAGAACGGCAGUAAGUGGAAACCUGACGGCUGCAACUGGUGCACCUGCGACCAGAAGAUAGCAAAAUGCACUAAAAAACUAUGCCCAUGGCUUGAUGAAAAAAGGUCAAGCAAAUGAAACUCGUUGGUUGGAGGACCUGCAAUCCGCUGUUGACGAUUGCCAGACGCUACGACAUCGACGGUUUUGCUCUGCUCAUGCCACCCUUCCACCGUGUCAACGACGAUAUGGCCAACACUUUUCUAACUUUGGCUCUCAUCGAUGGUGUAUUUAUAUAUCGAGGGUGCUUCAAUAUAUCAUCGGAGGUUAAAUCCUGUAAUAAAUUUAUCUAAAAAUUAGCAAAUAGCCGAGCUUGAUGAGCUAUAGCCGAGCGAGCUAUACAGUAUAUAAUCCAUCACGUAAAUGUCGACGCGCAUUCAUAUAUGAAGAUUUCUGACUAAAAUGUACGAGCUUGCAUAGGUCCAUGACAUUUAUUUUAUCAAUCAGGUUUUAC